GGCCUCCGUAGAGUCGCUCGCCUCAAACAUGGCAGCUUCCAUGUGUUAACGUGAGAGCGAGCCGCAAGCGGUGUGUAACAGAAAGUAAACAGCCAGCACAGGGGUGCCCAUUGCUUUGGACACAAAAAAAAUAAAACUUCCGAGAAAACAGGAGAGCCAGUGUCCACGCAGAGGAGGUGACACGGCCAUUGUGGCUUUAUGCUGGUGCGGACAGCCCGGCUGUUCCCCUUCAUCAUCUCCCAUCACCUGCAUCCCUCUCGCACACAUUCAGCCGGACAGGCAUUUCGGUGGAGUGCAGCUGCUGCUAGCAGGGGAGUGAGAUUCAUGGAAACUGAAGUUCCUGCAUCUAACCCUCCAGCCGCAUCUGCUGAAUCUACAGCAGAUGGCACGGGCCAGUCCGCCACUAGCUCUACAGGUGACCAGGAGAAGACGCCUUCUGUGGGACUGUUACCAGGAGAGACAGUGGUUAAAGAGGGAAAGGCAGCCAUCUUGUUCCCCAGUGCCAAUGAGGUGUUUUAUAACCCAGUGCAGGAGUUCAACAGAGAUUUAACAUGUGCUGUGAUCACAGAGUUUGCGAGAGAGUUGCUGGCUCAGCGAGGGGUGAAGGUGGUGGUGCCAGGCGAACAGGAGAGGGUGGUGGUCUCUCUGUCAGAGGAGACGAACGAGGCCGAGGCACAGGCGGAAGAGAAAAACGGAUCAGAGGAGCCAGCUGUAAAGGCAGCUGUGGGGGAGAAAUGUGAGCAUGGUCUGCGUGUCCUGGAGGGCCUAGCAGCAUCUGGUUUGCGCUCGGUGCGUUUUGCUCUGGAAGUCCCAGGCCUGCAGAGCGUCACUGCCAACGACUUCUCUGCUAAGGCGGCGGCUCUGAUCGCCAGGAAUGCCCAGUACAACGGAGUGAGCCACCUGCUCCAGGCCAGCUGCAGAGAUGCCAGCAUGCUGAUGUAUGACAUGCGAGGGAAGAAGGAUCGCUAUGACGUCAUUGAUCUGGAUCCCUACGGUAGCCCGACCUCUUUCCUGGAUGCUGCCGUGCAGGCUGUCAGUGAAGGAGGUCUUUUAUGUAUAACAUGUACAGACAUGGCAGUGAUGGCAGGAAACAGUGGAGAGACUUGCUACAGCAAAUACGGUUCAGUCUCCAUCAAAGCCAAAUAUUGUCAUGAAAUGGCUCUGCGAGUCAUCCUGCACAGUUUGGACCAGAGGGCGGGAGUGUACCAGCGAUACAUCCAGCCCCUGCUGUCCGUCAGCGUCGACUUUUACAUUCGGGUCUUCGUCCGCGUCUUCACAGGACAGGCUACAGUCAAAAACUCAGCCAGUAAGCAGGCGCUGGUGUACAACUGUGUCGGCUGCGGGGCUUUCCACUUGCAGAGAAUGGGCAGGAGAACAAGCAACGGAAAACACAUGAAGUAUUCUGCUGCCACCGGGCCACCGGUUGGACCAGAGUGUGAGCACUGCGGACAGAGACAUCAGCUGGGUGGUCCGAUCUGGGCAGAGUCCAUCCACGACCUGGAGUUCGUCCAGAAGGUUUUGUCUGCCGUGUCAGGGAACCCUUCCAGGUUUGGGACAUCUAAACGUAUCGAGGGCGUGCUGAGCAUGGUGACGGAGGAGCUGGAGGAUGUGCCGCUUUAUUACACUGUGGACAAUCUGAGCAGCACAAUACACUGCAAUACUCCACCCCUGCUCCAGUUUAGGUCUGCUCUCCUCCAUGCUGGUCACAGGGUCUCCCUCUCUCACGCCUGUAAAAACGCUAUCAAAACAGACGCUCCUCCUGCAGCCAUCUGGGACAUCAUGCGAUGCUGGGAGAAAAUCAACCCUGUGAAGAGGGAGAAAUUAUCUCCGACCAGCCCCGCAUUCAAGAUCCUCUCCACUGAGCCCAGCUUUGAGGCCUGUUUUACUGUAAGGGAGGACGCCAACCCUCAGUCCCGUAAGCGGCACCUGACCCGGUUCCAGGAGAAUCCUCAGGCCUUCUGGGGACCCAAAGCUCGCGCCAAAGCUGGUGGUGGAAUGUCUGCUGACCUGCAAGACAAGAGGAAAAAGUUCCAGAACAAGAGAAAGAACCAGAUCACCGACUCUUCUCAGCUCAAGACCUUCCCCUGCAAGAAGUUCAAACAGGGAACAUGUACACACGGAGAUGAGUGCUGCUACUCCCAUGACUUGGCGCAGACAAAUGAACAGAAAAUAGAGUGAUGAUUCUAUAUUUUUCCUUUAUUUUAAAAUCCUCUUAUUUGUGGAAUUUGAAUGGAUGUUUGAAUGUUGCACAGCAGACUGUUUUGGGUUUUAAAAACGUUACUGUACAUAACAUUUCCAUGAUUUAGUUUUACGCCAGAGGGUUUCUUCUUUUUGACUGUCGGCCUGUGUUCACACCAAUAAAGUCAUUGCUGUGAGA
Messenger RNA from Oreochromis aureus, 2377 nucleotides. RefSeq names its product tRNA methyltransferase 1 (gene trmt1). The coding region runs from base 199 to 2178 and encodes 659 amino acids. Gene Ontology annotation, biological process: tRNA N2-guanine methylation. Gene Ontology annotation, molecular function: RNA binding; metal ion binding. Lineage: Eukaryota; Metazoa; Chordata; Actinopteri; Cichliformes; Cichlidae. Gene Ontology annotation, cellular component: nucleus. The transcript has 16 exons. The record is from RefSeq and is a predicted model, not a curated record.